Chilo suppressalis (striped riceborer) is the source of this 1016-nucleotide messenger RNA. The record is from the annotation of a GenBank genome assembly. NCBI's taxonomy places the organism in Eukaryota, Metazoa, Arthropoda, Insecta, Lepidoptera, Crambidae.
CUUGAGAGCAGUUCUCACUGCUUGUAUCUAUUUAAAUAAAAUUACUAUUAUAAAUUUUACUAGUGAAAAUGUUGAAUAGAAACUGUGUUGUUAUUAUUAGCACUUUGCUGUUUCUCGGUGAUGCAGCUUUUGUUGACAAUUUAAGUCAAUGUGAAAUAAAAGAUACAAAUUGCCAAAAGAAUUUGUUUCAAAACAUACUGAAAGUUCAAAGCAAGACGGGAAUCCCCGAAUACAAUAUACCAGUGUUCGACCCAAUAAUUCUGAAGGACGUAAACGUGCCGGUUCUCAACGCGGCUAAUUUGACUCUGGUCGAAGGAAAACUAAAGGGGUUGAGCGGUUGUGUCUUCAAUGAUUUCACGACGCACGUCGACAGUGGACUCGCAUCAGUGGACAUGACAUGUGAUCUCACGCUUUCUGGGAAGUACACGGCUUUCUCGGACAGCGAACUAAUCAAGUCAGUCUUGGGAGGCGACUCAAUUAGAGGCGAUGGGAAAACUAAAGUCAAGAUAGAAAAACUUAAUAUGAAAUUCGACUUCAAGUUUAAAGUCAUUAAGAAAGACGGCGAAACUUACCUAAAGGGUAAGGAUGGCAGCUUAUCGUACAAAUACGAUGUUUUGGGCAAGGUUUCAUUCGCCGCCAACAAUCUAUUUAUGGGCGACCAGGAUGUCAGUGUCACCGUAACAAACUUGUUGAACCAAAGCUGGAAACUCGUCAUGCAGACUGUUGGAAAUCAGCUGAUGAGCAAGGCCAUGGAAAGAGUGAAGGCCCUCAUCGGAAAUCUCUUCGAUCACGUUCCUACUAAGUACUUUAUUAGCGAAGACCUAUCAGCUUACGUUACGAACUAAUUUAAAUUCGGAAAAUGCCUUGUGAUAUUUGUAUUAAGUCCGUUUAAUUGGAAUUAAAAACAUAUGAGUUGUUGAGCAAUGAAAAAAAGUAUUAAUAUACGACUAAGGAUUAAUCUUGCCUUUUUUUGUACAGUUUCUUUAUAUGUUUUUCUUCAUAACCGUCCUUACCCA